Messenger RNA from Eriocheir sinensis (Chinese mitten crab), 4476 nucleotides. RefSeq lists its product as uncharacterized. Lineage: Eukaryota; Metazoa; Arthropoda; Malacostraca; Decapoda; Varunidae. The transcript has 8 exons. Bases 349 to 4476 code for a protein of 1375 amino acids. The record is from RefSeq and is a predicted model, not a curated record.
GGAUGUAAACAAACCUGCGUGGACGAGGAUCAGGUGAUGGCGACUCCCUUACGCUGAUGUAUAUAAAGAGCCUAUUAGGGUGACGCGGCUCAAGGGCACAGUGUAUGAUCUACCAGAGGACGGGGAUCAGGAGAAGGUAGCCCCGAUAAUUUCCUCAAGGAGACGCGAGGGAGGGAAAAGACCUAAGCUGAAGUAAAGAAAAGGAGGAAAAUACCCACGAGAUGGCGGGCAUGAGAUAGUACUUAGAACGGCACACUAUGGGGACAAAGAAGACAUCCCUUGGAGUUGGAGAGUGAGCCUUCUCCUCUUGUCUCCAGUUGAGUUCCUGGUUCCAGUUCAUCUCCAACCAUGGCCUCAGAACAGGGGGACUCGUCCUCUUCUCAGGAUGUGACUCCUGUCCCUGCCGUAGCCCUCGUACAGUCCCAAAAUGAAGUUCUCCUCCCUUCCAACAACUGUCCAAAUUGCAAGUUGUUGAGCCGGCACUUGAAAAUCAGCCGAGAAUGGAAUAACUUCUUCCGCCUCAAACUGGACCAAAGGGACAUGUUACUUCACGUGGCUGCCGACUACAAACGGCAGAAGCAGAGGUGUCUUCAGCUGCAGAUGUCCCUGGACCAACAGAGCAGGGAGUGUGGGGAGAUGCGGGAACAGCUGACCAAUUUGCUGCUUGAAAUGAACCCACUCAGGGAGAGAGUUCAAGUUGCCGAGGAUGCUGUGAAGGAGGAAAGGGUGCGUAGAGAGAAGGCUGAAUCCAGUGAAUAUAACCUCCGCUUUCUCGUCGACCAGCAAGCUCACAAAAUAAAAGCCUGUGAGAAAUUGAAACCCAAUCUUACGGAAAUCUUGGAGAAGAGGCUCGUCCUUCUCCGGAGCGAAGUGAAGCGAUUGAAGGAAGAGAACUCACUGAAGUCACGUUCUGAGUGGGAGCUUAAGCAACAGGUGUCCCUGGCUCACUCCAAGCACCAGCGGACCCUCAAGAAGACUCGCUGGGGGCUCAGUCUUGCUCUCAAAUAUGGAAGUCACCUCCUCAGCCAAGGUCAACUCCUACAGGAAUCAUCUCCGGAGUGGGUUCGCCUGAAAACCGUGCAUCGAGAGGUCGAGAAUGUCCUGCACAAGCAAUACUUAGCCCUCUGCCAACAUAUACAAGUGCGACCCCUCGAGGCAACUUGGCUAGAUGACUUUGAUGCAGAGUGUGAGGAUGACGAGGUUGGUGGUGAGGACAGUGAGGGCAAGCAACUGGAGAAUAUCAUUGCAUCUGACAGAGAAGAGGAAAUACGUGAGAUAACCAAAGGGGAUGGAGACCAGUACUAUAAGUCAGAUAUCUCCAAAGCUGUGGAAAAAGGUUCACCUGAGCAUAGAGCUGUCAGAAGGUGUGAAAUGCCUUGCUCUAGGACCCCAAAAAAGGACUUGCCAGAGGUGGUCACAACUUCUGCUUCGUACACACCGCCUGGAAACCGUCACAACACUGUACAUGGGGCAGCUUCACAUGUAGUAGAUUCAUGUUGCAGUGAGGAUGAGAAAGGUCUUACUAAAUCAACUUCUAUUCUCGACACCAGUGGAGAGGAGAUUGAGAGCGAUCCCUUACCCAAUACAGAUGACAGUAAGGAUAGAAAUGCUAUAACUAAAUCAAUUUCUAUUUUGGACUCCAGUGUUGAGGAGAUUGAGAGUGAUUCCUUACCCAAAACAGAUGUCGGUAAGGGUAAGAAAGGUCUAGCUAAAUCAACUUCUAUUCUCGACACCAGUGGAGAGGAGAUUGAGAGUGAUUCCUUACCCAAAACAGAUGUCGGUAAGGAUAAGAAAGGUCUAGCUAAAUCAACGUCUAUUCUCGACACCAGUGGAGAGGACAUAGAAACUGAUCCCUUACCCAAUAGAGGAGGCAACAAGCAUGAGGAAAGUCUAACAAAAUUACCUUCUAUUCUCAACACCAGCGUGGAAAUCCGUGAGACUGAUCCCUUACCCAACAGAGGAGGCAACAAGCAUGAGGAAAGUCUAACAAAAUUACCUUCUAUUCUCAACACCAGCGUGGAAAUCCGUGAGACUGAUCCCUUACCCAACAGAGGAGGCAGUCAGAUUGAGAAAGGUCUAACGGAAUUAACCAGCGCAGAAGACAUUGCAAGUGACUCCAUACCGAGAUGUCAUAAGAGUAUAGCUGGAACAACUUUUGGCCCACCAGAUACAGGGAUGGACACAGUUAAACACAUCAAAACAACUUCCACGGACAACAUUGCCAGAAAAGACCCAGAAAUUGACCCACGAAAUACAGGGAUGGACACAGUUAACCGUAACAGCACAACUUCCACGGACAACAUUCCCACAAAGGACCCAGAAAGUAACCCCUCAAACAGUACAGUUGAGGCUGGUCGUCACACAUCUGCCAGAGUGACGGCAAUGUACCCCCGAGAAUCGACUAAACAAAGAUCCAAUUAUGAACUUUUGCCAAGACCACAGGACAGUGAUGUUGACCCAGCCAUACCAUCUUUAGAGCCUAGUGACCCAGGUCCUUCAGUAACCUCAUACCACUUGGAUGAGGAGCUGAGGGUCAUUCUGCAGAAGAUGAAGCCACAUGAAAAACUGGAAGAUAUGGACGCCCUUUCGCCUUAUAGUUCAGAGGGACACAGCCAUCCGAAGACAGGCGUUCAUGACCCAUAUGUGAUCCAUAGCUUACUGGCCCCAUUAAGUGAGUCUGAAGAAGAGGAACAGGAGAUGAAAAUACAUAACGGAGAGGAUGAGAUUGGAGAUGAGAUUUCCGUUCCCCCGAGGAUUUUCACCACGCAGAUGUCCGAGGGGUUUUCCGUGGGGAGCUCAUACAGGGACAACAUUCUCCAAGAAGACCUUGAUCUUUCUACGGACACUUUAGACCCGGACGACGAAAAGGAGGACGAGAAAGUACAUCGAAAACGAGCGUCAACGUUUAGCUUCCCAUCAACUCAAAGCUUCUCCUGUGAUCUGGAGGAUAGCGUUCCACCCCCAGGCCUGGAGUCCGAAGAAGCAGAGAAAGAUAAUGUUUCUAUAAGGCAUCAAAAACAGUGUCAGCACCACCUCCAGCAGCCAGUUCAUAAGGGCGUCAACAACAAUCGUCCUUGUACUGACACCCCAAACACACAAAAUAAGGAGAGUCCCAAGGAGCAGAGGGUAAGGUUAGCUGUAGUUAACUCUGCUGGGCCUGAUGGAAGGGGACCAGUGGGUGCAGAUGCCCAGGAAAUGUUUAAUGAGGAGGAUAAAGGAGAUUGCGAAAAUGAGGAAGCCUUGAAAGGGGUUCGGACAAAAACUCCUGAACCACGGAACAAACAAAAUACCGGGGUUGUGAGAGCAGAACGCAGAACAAUCGUGGAAGAAUGUACGAUUGAAACACCACAGGAAAGCCUUGAAAAUAUUAAUAAAGAAACAGUUGGCAAGGAAGGAAGAACAGAAGUUACUGAACCCCAGAAAAAGCAAAAAUUCGGGGUUGUGAAAGCAGAACGCAGAACAAUCAUGGAAGAAUGUACGAUUGAAACACCAGAGGAAAGCUUUGAAAAUAUUAAUAAAGAAACAGUUGGAAAGGAAGGAAGAACAGAAGUUACUGAACCCCAGAAAAAGCAAAAAUUCGGGGUUGUGAAAGCAGAACGCAGAACAAUCGUGGAAGAACGUACGAUAGAAACACCAGAGGAAAGCCUUGAAAAUAUUAAUAAAGAAACAGUUGGCAAGGAAGGAAGAACAGAAGUUACUGAACCCCAGAAAAAGCAAAAAUUCGGGGUUGUGAAAGCAGAACGCAGAACAAUCGUGGAAGAAUGUACGAUUGAAACACCACAGGAAAGCCUUGAAAAUAUUAAUAAAGAAACAAUUGACAAGGAAGCAAGAGCGGAAAUCGACAGAGAAAGCCUAACAGAAUCUAAAACCCGAAAACCCUUAAUAACCAUGAAACAAAAACUCUCAACACACACGGAAGAAAGAAACACAGAUGGGAUAGGAAACGUCACAGAACCUGAGAACGAAAGAACCUCAAGAACCAGAAAAGGGAACUCCAUUGACGAUGAAGAAGAACAACCUCGUGAAGCUGACGAAGGAAAAAACGUAGAUGGUAUAGAAAGGAUAAUCACAGUUCCGAGUGAAAACGUUGAAGCCAUCAUAGAAAAUGCUGCGGAGAAUGUGGGGAAAAGACCGUCAGAUGCUGUGGAACAUAUGUUUAUUGAGGAGGAAAAAAGAACUGUCGCUGUGGUAGAAAAAGACUCUGAAAUGAUGAAAGGAAGAACUACAGAAAAGGCUGAAGAGACUCCUAUUUGUGAGGACGAAGAAAUCACAGAUGCUUUGAAGGGAAGGACAAAUGUUGCUGUGUUAAAACCUUCUUGGGUUGUGAAAGAAAAAGACUCUGAAAUGAUGAAAGGAAGAACAACAGAAGAGGCUGAAGAGACUCCUAUUUGUGUGGAAGAAGAAAUCACAGAUGCUUUGAAGGGAAGGACAAAUGUUGCUGUGUUAAAACCUACUUUGGUUGUGACUCUGAAAUGA